Miscanthus lutarioriparius is the source of this 597-nucleotide messenger RNA. Lineage: Eukaryota; Viridiplantae; Streptophyta; Magnoliopsida; Poales; Poaceae. The record is from the annotation of a GenBank genome assembly.
AUGUCGGAUGAUGAUUCUUUGCUGGAGUACAGUGAAAUUGUUAUGAAGAUGUUUGGCAGUGAGGACGACGGAUUUGAGUUUUAUAACAACUACGCUUAUGAGAAAGGAUUUAGUGUGAGAAAGGAAUACUGUGAAUGGGACAACGACCACAAUGAGAGGACCCUUCGGAAGUUUGUUUGCAGCUGUGAAGGUUUCCGUGCAGAGAAGGAGGUGUGGAGGGAGAUCAAGAAGCGGAGGCCGCGGAAUAUCACUCGUUGUGGAUGCCGUGCUCAACUUGUGAUUGCACAGGAUCCGAACACAGAGCAGUGGUAUGUGAAGGAUUUCAUCGACGAGCACAACCAUCCGAUGACGGAACCAGACCUUGCUUGCUUUCUGCGUUCACAUAGAAGAAUCAGCGAUGAUCAGAAAGCAGAGAUUGUGCAGCUGCAGAUUUCUGGGAUCCGCAAACACCAGAUAAUAGAUAUUAUGGUUAGGCGGUACGGUGAGUAUGAUAAGGUUGGAUUUACAUCAAAGGACCUUUACAAUUUCUGCCAUCGCAACAAGGCGGAGACACUUUCCAGUGGUGAUGCUCGAACAAUCAUCAGUUACAUGACAUAA